AUGACAGCGAAUCUUUCAUCAAGGGUGCCCCCUUUCCUCUGGACUGUUUUCUAUUUUACCUGUUUCUUCGGAUUCACACAGGCAAGUUCAGAAGAUGUGGACGUUCUUCAAAGACUGGGCCUGGUGGGGCCGAAACCAUCAGGCGCGGGAUCAUCUUCACGCCGCAUUCCUCAGGGUGUCAUCCCAUUCAAGUCAGGGGUCAUCUUCACCCAAAGAGCACGUGUUGAAGUGCCUGUUGGCGGAAUUAUUCCCAGCACCUUUGGCACGGACUUGGCUCUAGUGCUGAGCUUGUGCUCUCACCGAGUCAACAGCGCUUUUUUGUUCACCGUCAAGAGCAGGAAGAAGAAACUACAGCUGGGCGUGCAGUUCAUUCCAGGGAAGAUCUUCGUUUAUGUAGGCCACAAGCACUCCGUACAUUUUGAUUACAAUGUCCACGAUGGCCAGUGGCACAAUCUGGCCAUUGACAUCCGAGGCCAGGUGGUCACUCUGUUUACCUCUUGUGGGAAGCAAAAAGUACACGCGGAUUUGCAUUUUAAAAAAGACGAAGCAUUGGACCCGGAAGGGUCUUUCCUUUUAGGCAAACUCAAUCAACAUUCAGUACAGUUUGAAGGCGCCCUUUGCCAGUUUGAUAUUUAUCCUUCCGCCAAGGCAGCUCAUAAUUACUGUAAGUACCUGAAAAAGCAAUGCAGGCAAGCGGAUACUUACCGGCCGAUUCUUCCACCUCUUGUCCCGCUUCUGCCCAAAGACUUAAGAACUUCUGAAAGGACUCCACCACAAACAGACCUUUUCCUUCUGGGCCUGAAGAAACUGACCACUGUGAUUCCCCCGUUAUCACUCUUUAGGGCCACCACCCCUCAGAGGAGAUUGGUUGCAGCAUCCACCCCCAUUGUACCAUCUAAACCACCAAUCCUGCCAUUAACCACCAAAGCUGCAAAGAGUAUUGUGGCCUCAUCUCCCGUCCUGCCAAACACUGAAGUUCAGCUACCUGCCCAAACCCUACAUUGGACUACCACAGUAGGUCUUCAGGCUUUCACAGUAGCUCAUCGGACUACCACUGUAGCCCUCAAAGCAUCUCGCGCAACUUCCAGUGUGAGCUCAGAGAAGCCUCGUUUGCCCACCACCAAAAAUGUUCCUUCUGCCUUCCCCAGCUCAACUACAGGUUCCACUGCAGUCAUCGACAAGAAGGAGUUGGAGAGGAAGACCAAAAAGAUGAUCAACCAAAGCCACACCAUCAAGCCCUUUCAGAUGGCUAGCACCGCAAAGCCAGUGAUGAAGAAGGCUGAAAACUCAUCCAGGAGUCUCCUUCCAGUGACCAUAAAACCCAAGCUGGAGAACACAACCAAGGAUCCUAUACCAAAGAAGUUAUUGUCUUUGCCAGCACUGAAAAAACCAGAUUCUACCAUUGUUGCUGUUCCAUAUACCAAGCCAACUUUUGGAGCUUAUCCUGUUAUCGGAAUGAAUGUACAAAGCUUCAACUUAACAACUCUGGCUGCCACAGACGGGUAUCAGUUGUUUGAUCCCAUUGGGCCUACUCUCUUUCCAUUUGUUAUGGGGCUUCCAGGACCUAAAGGUGACCAAGGUCCUCUGGGUCCCGCAGGUUUGCCUGGGUUACCUGGACCACCUGGCAAGAGAGGCCCACGGGGACCUCCUGGCCCUCAUGGAAAUCCUGGACGCCCUGGUCUAUCUGGCCUUAAGGGCCAAAAAGGAGAUCCUGGAUUGUCCCCUGGAAAAGCACGGAAUGGUCCUAAGGGAGAUGUUGGAUUACCUGGACUGACUGGUCUUCCUGGACCACCUGGCAGAAAGGGGCAGAAAGGCUACCCAGGCCCACCAGGUCAUCCUGGAGACCAGGGUGAACGAGGACCCGAUGGGAACCCAGGUGCCAAAGGUUAUCCUGGCAGGCAGGGUUUACCUGGACCUAUAGGAGAGCCUGGUCCAAAAGGCAGUCGGGGGUACAUCGGCCCACCGGGACUCUUUGGGUUGCCAGGUGCUGAUGGAGAACGAGGGAUCCCCGGAAUUCCUGGGAAGAGGGGCAAGAUGGGUAGGCCGGGCUUCCCUGGUGAUUUUGGGGAACGAGGACCACCAGGCAUCGAUGGCAACCCAGGAGACGUGGGAGCUCCGGGCCCUCCUGGAGUUCAUGGACUCAUUGGUGAUAUGGGUGCUGUUGGACCAAUAGGCUUUCCAGGACCAAAAGGAUUAAAGGGGCUGAUGGGAAAUCCCGGAGAGCAUGGACUGAAAGGUGAUAAGGGUGAUCAGGGAGUGCCUGGUGUUCCAGGAGAUGUCGGAUUCCAAGGCGAUAAGGGUAGUCAAGGUUUGCCGGUGUCAGGUGCCCGAGGAAAGCCAGGCCCUCUGGGGAAGGUUGGCGACAAAGGUCCAGAUGGAAUUCCAGGAUCACCUGGGCCUGAGGGCUUCCCAGGCGACAUUGGCCCACCAGGACAAAAUGGACCUGAAGGCAUUAAGGGGAAGCCUGGAGCACGGGGAUUACCUGGCCCUCGGGGACAAGUUGGCCAAGAGGGUGAUGAAGGACCUGUAGGACCACCUGGAAUUCCAGGGCUGGAGGGUCCUCUUGGCAGGAAGGGCUUUCCAGGAAAACCAGGUCCUGAUGGCAUGAAGGGUGAACCAGGGAAUCCAGGCCGGCCAGGAAAAAUUGGUGAUCAGGGUCUGAUGGGCUUCAUUGGUCCAGUAGGGGAACCUGGAAUAGUUGGGGAAAAGGGAGAUCGGGGUACCGCUGGACCGCCAGGACCGCCAGGCGUCAAGGGGUCGAUGGGGCAUCCUGGGAUACCUGGAGGAAUUGGGCCCCCUGGACCUCCUGGUCUGCCAGGUCCUUCUGGAGUUCGUGGUUCUCAAGGCGUGCGAGGCCCAAAAGGUCGUCGGGGGGCUCGAGGCCCGGAUGGCCCAGUUGGUGAGCUGGGGUCCCGAGGUGCCAAGGGCCAAACAGGGCACCCGGGCAAGCCAGGACCAGAUGGGCAGCAGGGGCCACAGGGAGCUCGAGGUCCAGCUGGGCCCCUGGGAGAAAUUGGACAUAAGGGACCUCCUGGCUCUGCAGGACAACGUGGCCUUCCAGGUGAACCAGGCAUGAAGGGUGAUAUUGGACCACUUGGGGUCCCAGGAGAACAAGGCCUCAUUGGUCAAAGGGGGGAGCCAGGCCUGGAAGGUGACAGCGGCCCGCUUGGACCAGAUGGACUUAAGGGAGACAAAGGAGAACCAGGAGCAGAAGGGGAAAAAGGAGAGAAGGGCCAAGAAGGCAUAAAAGGAAAAGAAGGCCCUCCCGGAUAUCCCGGAGUCUCAGGUGUCCGAGGACCAGAAGGCAAACCAGGCCGGCAAGGGGAAAAGGGCAAAACUGGCCCAAAGGGCAGCAAAGGCAGUCAGGGACAACUUGGAGAAACCGGCCCACCUGGGGAGAUGGGACCAGUGGGGACUCAAGGCCCGAAAGGAUCCAGAGGUACCCUGGGAGCUAUGGGUGCCCCAGGCAGAAUGGGUGUCCAAGGGGAGCCGGGCUUAAAGGGUUAUCAGGGACACGGAGGCUCACCUGGGCCAAUUGGACCACCUGGACCAAAAGGCGAAAAGGGAGAACAAGGCGAUGAUGGGAAGACCGAGGGGCCUCCUGGUCCACCUGGAGACAGAGGUCCAUCUGGUGACAGAGGUGAUCGUGGGGAGCCGGGAGACCCUGGUUAUCCUGGUCAAGAAGGCCUGGAUGGAGAGAGAGGAAAACCUGGACAGCAAGGGUUACCUGGACAUGCGGGACCACCAGGCCGACCAGGGCCAAAAGGAUCCAAAGGCCAGCAGGGUCAGAAAGGAAAGCCAGGGCUACGGGGCACCCCAGGCAGCAGAGGCUCACCGGGUCUCAUUGGGUUACCAGGUCCUCGAGGAGUGGUUGGAAGGCAAGGUCAAGAGGGUCCUUCUGGAGUCGAUGGAAUUCCUGGAAGAGAUGGUGGUGCUGGACUAAAGGGAGAACAAGGCGAUGAUGGGGAAGAAGGCACGCCAGGAAUGUCUGGGAAGAGAGGGACUCCGGGUGUGCUUGGUCUCCCGGGAGCUCAGGGCCCCCCAGGAUUCAAGGGAGAAAGUGGGUUACCUGGGCAGGCCGGCCUGUUGGGGAAGCGAGGGCCGCCAGGUGGGAUGGGGCUCCCUGGAACCCCUGGGGAUCCUGGACCGAAGGGGCAGCCGGGAGACUUGGGUGAAUCAGGAUUUCCAGGGAUUGCUGGACUGUUUGGGCCAAAGGGACCCCCCGGAGAUGUCGGGUUCAAGGGAAUUCAAGGCCCGAAAGGUCCACAAGGACUCAUGGGGAAGGAAGGCCUUAUUGGACCACUUGGAAUCCUGGGUCCAACAGGAAGCCCUGGCCCCAAAGGAGACAAAGGCAGUCGUGGCGAAAUGGGAUUGCAAGGGCCAAAGGGUCCCCCAGGUCCUCGAGGGCCCCCUGGACCUCCGGGUCUGCCUGGAAUCCCAACUACAUUUCAACAAGAUAGCUUUGGUGCAGCAUUCCAAGCAGCGAUGAACAUCGACUCUGCGUUCAAGACUGAGGGCUAUCAAUAUCCAGACCUUCCAGUGCUGGACCAAGGAGGGGAGAUCUUUAAGACUCUGCACUACCUCAGCACCCUCAUCCAGAGCAUCAAGAGACCCCUUGGAACAAAGGACAACCCUGCCCGCAUCUGUAGAGACCUCAUGAACUGUGAACAGAAGAUGCAAGAUGGCCCGUACUGGAUCGAUCCAAAUCUUGGCUGUUCCUCAGAUAGCAUUCAGGUCAUCUGUAACUUCACCCAAGGGGGACAGACCUGCGUCAGCCCCAUCACUGCCUCAAAGCUGGAUUUUGACAUCGGAAGAGUGCAAAUGAAUUUCCUUCACCUCCUGAGCUCUGAAGUUGUUCAGAACAUCACCUUCCACUGCCUCAACACUCCUGUCUGGCAGGAAGAACCCUCGGAGGAAGGGGUGCGCUUCAAGGCCUGGAACGGGCAGAUGUUCGAAGCGGGAGGGCAGCUGAGACCAGAAGUGGUGGCAAACAAUUGCCAGAUUCAAGACGGACAGUGGCAUCAGACUCUUUUUCUAUUCCGGACACAAGACCUCCAUCAGCUACCGAUCACAAAUAUCUACAACCUUCCACCAUCCGAGCCAGGGAAACAGUAUCUCCUUGAAGUCGGGCCCGUGUGUUUCCUCUAAAUGGCGGCUUCCGCAGCGCUUCAGACUUUGGACUUCUUUCGUUUUGGGGGUGCUGCAUCUUUGAGCAGGGCUCAUUCCCCCCCCCCCCCCCAAAAAAAAACCCCUCUACAAGACGGAGUCCUGGGCCUUCAGAGCUCGGACCACGAGGCUCUAAAAAUUGCAACGAGGCCUCAGCCCGCCAGACUCUUGUUUUCCAACAUGGAGAGGAAAGAGCCGCGGCUGCGAGAGACACGGGAUUCAAUCGAUGGCGCUUUCGGAAGCUGGAAAGGAGGCUGAAAAAGUCUUACACCCAGCCUUUUUUUAUUUGUCCCCCUCAGCCAAAGAAACACGAGACGAGAUCGUUCCGAGAAAAAAAACGGAACAGCCUUCACGUUACCAAAUGUGGCUUUCCAGGACCGUGACUUGAACAAGCGGGGCUUUGCUGAACUGCUCAGCAGGGAGGGCUUUGCAGAACGAGUCAGGAAGGAGACACGGAAAAGAUGGAUUUGCAAACUGUUUUCAGCUGCUUGUUGUUCUGGAACAGGAAGCAUUUUGAUGUGCAAUAUUAUAGAAAGAGAGAGAGAGAGAGAGAAAAUAUAUUUUAUUUAAGGCAAAAAAAAAAUUAAAAAUGAAACCAAGUGAGACCCUUCUGCCAUUCGGGAGAGAAGACGUCCCUUUUCACCUGGGUGAGAAGAGGGGGGGGGGCCCAAAGCAGGACAGAGGUUAGGAGGAUUGGUGCUAAAAAAAAAAAAAGAAGAGAGAGGGGGGAUGGGCUUGAUUAAUUUGAUUCUACCUCUCACUGUGAAAUACCUGGUGCUCGUUUAUUUUUUAAGAGAAAAAAAAAUGUGUUAUUUUAUAUAUGACAAAACUAUUUAAGGUUCUAAGAGGUGCUACGACGUCUCUUCAUCACAGACCCACCGAACCAUCCAUUUGGGCCCGUUCUCCUUAGAAAUGAUACCAAAGGGGAUGGGGAGGGUGUGUGUGUUGAGACUGUCAGCAGAAACAACUACAGAUUGACUUUUAACUUAACGUGCCUAUGAGGUUUUAUAUUUUCCUUUGGAAUCCAGGUUUCGUAACGGUCCUUCGUCAUGGGUGCUUUAACAUGACGUGUACCUAAGGAAAUGGUUUUUUUUUAAAGCCAACGUUGAGCUUAUAAAAACACAUUUCUCCGCUUUUAUAUAUAGAUGUGUGUGUGUUGUCCAUGCGUGCGUGUGUUUGUAUUCGUGCAACUUAUCCACCAAAACAUGACACUGCAAGAGAACCAAGGCAAGAGAGAGGGGCGGGAAUAACGUUGAUUUGCGUUAGUUUUUGCUCUUUCAGGAGAUUGGCGAGAUUUCUGUGUUGACUCUUGGCAUAUUGUCCAUGCCAGUUCAUCUCUUGACAGCCGUUCCUGGCUUUGAACACCCACGUCUGUGUUUUAAACGACAGGAAUAAAAGAUGACCCGUUUAUUUGGGUCGGUCUGUCAGGGCUGACAUUCAAGGUUCUCUUUUUCACCACCCGGGUCUUGCGAGUCUUAUCUGUUUUUUUCUUUCCCAGUUUUUGUUCAGUUUUGUAGAAAUCUAGACUCUGUAUGUAAAUUUGGAGUUUAAAAAGGAAAAAAAAGAGGAGAUUAAUAUUAUGGUAAUCGUUUUAUUCUAUAUAAGGAAUGUAAUAUUAAUGUAACCGGGGACCGUACUGUAUUUUGAACGCUUUUGGUGCCUGUUUGGAAUUUCUGUGUUUCGUAAAAUACAUGUGAGUCUUAA
This is a messenger RNA of Heteronotia binoei (common prickly gecko), 6870 nucleotides long. Its product is annotated as collagen alpha-1(XXVII) chain-like. Gene Ontology annotation, molecular function: extracellular matrix structural constituent. The record is from RefSeq and is a predicted model, not a curated record. Lineage: Eukaryota; Metazoa; Chordata; Lepidosauria; Squamata; Gekkonidae.